Messenger RNA from Drosophila rhopaloa, 2330 nucleotides. RefSeq names its product solute carrier family 35 member F5. The coding region runs from base 454 to 1800 and encodes 448 amino acids. The record is from RefSeq and is a predicted model, not a curated record. Gene Ontology annotation, cellular component: membrane. The transcript is spliced from 7 exons. Gene Ontology annotation, biological process: regulation of peptide transport. Lineage: Eukaryota; Metazoa; Arthropoda; Insecta; Diptera; Drosophilidae.
CACACUUUUACGACUCCAGCUGUGCGGAUCAAAAAAUUAUAAUCAGAAUCAGUAUUAUUACGCACAUAACUCCCCAAGCCAAGCGAACGAAAUCAAAAGAUAAGCUUCUGCAUUUCGGCCGGUCAAACAGAAAAACAAAGAAAAUAAUUUUACGCACGGAAAAAGCUCAAAAAAGUGUUGCGGCAAUUGGACAGGAAAAAAGUUACCCAUUGCAAACUGCAAUGAUAUCGUAAAUUCGAAGGCCUAUCUCUCUGGCAACCAUAUUCAAAUCGACCCUUUAUCACUUUCGGAAAGCAUAAGCCAAAAACGUCGCAAAAAUGAAACUGAAACGCUGGCGGCACAAGCGUAAAUAGUUAUUUGCCUACAGAUAACCGAAGGAGAAAGACAUUCCCUUUACAGCUGAAAAAUAAACAUAGUUCGUUUGGAAAACAUUCGAAAAUAAGUCGGAAAAUCAUGCUGGGUCGCACCCAAAAACUGCUGCUGGGCAUAUCAAUACUGAUACUAGUCGAUGUGGUUUGGGUUUCCUCCAGCGAGCUGACAAAGUUUCUGUAUAAUGAGGCCAACUUUGACAAGCCUUUCUUCUGCACUUACUUCAAAACAUCUAUGUUUAGCAUUUACCUGCUAGUCAUUGGUAUCCUGGCGCCUUGGAAAGAGUCCUGCGAGCGACAAAAUGGAAACUAUGCUAUGAUGGAACAGAAUGCUGAUGACGAGAACUACUACACCAAUCAGGCUGUUUUAGGAGAUCCCACCUACGUGCCCAUCAGAUCGCCGCAUUCGGGAGCCCCAGCCACUAAUGGCACCUCGAACUCUUUAUCCGGCACCGAAAGCGAUGACUCCAGUGUGCGCAGUGUGCGAUUCAGCAAAAUGGCUGAGGUUAGGGAGAUGUCCGCCCAUGAAGCCACCGAUGCUCUAAUGGCCAGGCUUUCCUAUGCAGCCAGUUUGAGGAUUAGGAGGCAGAAGACCCACCACAAGACGGCCAAGACUGCGCUGUUGUUUUGCCUGCUAUGGUUCGUGGCCAAUUACUUCUUUCAAUUGGCCCUGGAAAUGGACGAGACGGCCAUGAUAACGCUGGUCAGCUCCACGUCGUCGUUCUUCAUUAUCUGUCUGGCGGCCGUGUUUCCCUCAGCAACGGGUGAUAAGUUGACCAUCACCAAGGUGAUUGCGGUGUCCAUGAAUAUUGGCGGCAUUGUGGCCAUUACCAUGAACGAUCUCCACGACACAAAGAUGACGCGAGGCGUCCUUUUGGCCCUGUUCAGUGCUUUCUUCUACGCCGCCUAUCUGGUUUUCGUUAAGCGAAAAAGCGAUACAGAGGAAAAGGUUGAUAUACCUUUGUUUUUCGGUUUUGUUGGCUUAUGGAAUCUGCUGCUACUGUGGCCGAUAUUCUUUAUUCUGCACUUCACCAAGAUCGAGACCUUUGAGCUGCCCAGUCAGGGUCAGUUUGCCCUACUUUUUCUGAACGGAUUAAUUGGCACGGUGUUAGCCGAAGCACUUUGGUUGUGGGGCUGCUUUCUCACCUCCUCGUUGAUUGGCACACUGGCCAUGUCACUGCAGAUUCCGCUGGCCAUCCUGUUCGAUGUCCUGCUCAAGAACAAGCCGUAUUCCCCGAUGUUCUACAUGGGUUCGAUACCCAUUUUCCUGGCCCUGAUUCUCGUAUCGCUGCUGAUGCGAAACGACGAUUCCGAUCCACUGAUGAAGCUCUUUAGAAUUGUAUAUAGAAAAGUCUGCCGUUGCCAUAAGCCAAGUAUUGUGAGGGUCAACGAUGACGAGCAGCAGGAGUCGCUGAUUAGCAACAGCGAAUAAACGCACCGAUGGUCGGAGGCUUUUUUGAGAAAAUCGCGCUUCUACACACUUUGAAUGUUGCUCAUUGCAAUGCAAUCUAAAACUUGGCUGUUCACGAGUUCGUUUCGAAUCGUUCUUUAAUCUAUAGGGACAAGUCCUGCACAAUUCCCUCUUUGCCCUAAUUUGUGUUUCUCAUUUGUGCAUUUUCCGUUGGAUAUUAUUAUGUUGCGAUCUUACGUACAACUAUUUAUUAUAAUCUUACAAGUGUAUUCUCUGUAAAUAGCUUUAGCUCCCACGAAUACCGUUUAUCUAUGUGAUAGUCUACAAACGUUUUGCUGAAGUCCACCUAUAAUUUAUUGUAUUUUCUCGGUAUUCACACUGCGCUUAGCUGUAUAAUUGUUGACUUCUCAAUACAAGUGAAUAUAAGAAGACACAUACACAUAUUGAUAACUAAUAACAAUAAAUAAAAUUUGUCUACCGUAAGCUUAAAAAGGGAUUGUGUAAAACUCUGCCUAAAGCAAAUAUACAUAGAAUCCAUCAGUAAAGUAAAA